CUUCUCACCCGCUGAGAUAUGAGUGAAUUGGGAUCAAUUAAUCCAUUGGCUCGAAAAAUCCCGAUGAUAUACUGCAGUAUAUCAUACCAAGACCAAAAAGGCCAGUUUCACCUUUCGUCUAGACUUUCACCCCUCACGUGGCUUCUGACCGCUUCCUAUAUACCGGGCUGUACGGGAAGAACAAACAUUCCACUAUGAGGAACCGACGUGCGUGUGAUGCUUGCCGUCAGCGAAAGAUUCAAUGUGACGGUGAUGCUUCCAGCCCUACACAACAGUGCAACUGGUGUAGCUGCCACGGGAUGAUAUGCACAUUCCAUGGACUGAGGACAAAGGUGGUAAAGAGCCUACCAAGUCUGGAGUUUAAGGACGGCCAACCUGGCAGUUCUGAACGUGCCAAGAAUGACCCAUCAUCCGACGGCAUUGGUGCAAAGUCGGAACUCCAUUCGAUUCCAUGCCAUCCGAGGGUGGUCAAUUGGGUGGCGCCGAAAGGCUCGCCCACUCUCUAUGCCGGACUUCUCAUGGGCCAGAAUCGCUGCCACACUGGCAUCCCCUUCUUCACCAAAGGAGACGAGGAAUGGAUUAAUUCGCGGACUGGUGGAGAAGCCAACUUUCAGAUAUUCACAGCACUCCGUAUGAGGCAACAAACCCAGCUGUCAGACUCACCUCACAUACCCGCCCACGGAGCAAACGGCGAUCUCGGCGUCCUUCCAUCGCGAGGCAUUACCAAGGCGUUCUUGGAUGCAUUUCACCAAUCCUUUCUGAGAUUGGUAUUCCCGGUUGUCGACUAUACGCUGUUCCAGGAAACCAUUGCUGCGGCCUAUGAAGCCAGCGACGCCCUGUCGUCGCCGAAGCAAACCGCCGCAAAGGUAUGCGUGUUGGCCUUCAUCUCUAUGGUGGGGGUUUUGUUCCACGGAAGACUGUCAUUCCUUCCCGCAAUGGACUGGGAUGCGUGUUACCACGCGGCGCGCUCCUUUCUGCCAAACAUGCUCGAUGAAGCCACCUUGGAGAAUCUCCAAACCGUCUUGAUGCUGUACCUUCGCCAACGAUACAUCGGGCACUCAGAGUCGAGCGUUAUUCUCCACUCGAUCGCUUGCCGAAUGGCAUUCAUUCUUGGUGGAAAUACCUAUACAGAGACCCAGGCUUUCAGAAACGAGAUUACUAACCAGGAACGACAAACCCGUCACAUCCGGCUGCUCUUCUGGCAUUGCUACAUCUUCGAUAAGGAUAUCGCCCUUCGGACAGGACAGCCGCCAUUCAUAUCUGAUAUGCACUGUGAUCUCACCUUACCCAAAGGCUACGUGGAAACCCAGUUCGUACUGCCUCUGCCAGGGCACCAUAUCUCUUCGUCUUACUAUGCGGACGAAUCGCUGGUUCCCUUUCUUCCAGGAGAGUUACGACUGAGUAUGCUUAAACAUAAAACAUACGAGUUGUUAUACUCCACUAAAGCACUCGCCAAACUAGACUCUGAAAUAAUCCGUGCUAUUCUGGAGCUGGAUGAUGAGCUUGAAAGCUGGCGAUUAUCUAUCCCAAAGGUGGUCCGCCCUGCCCUCUCGGUGUCUGAUGUCAAGCAAGCACUAUCAGAGCUCCCGAUUCAACACCGAAUGCAGAAUAUUGUUCUGCACCUCGAGUACCACUAUCUUGUGGUGACGAUUCACAGGGCAGGUGCUAGAUGUAUUGCGGAUGAUUCAGAUACUCAUCCUGAUGCCGAUGAGCGCUACACAGCAAUUAAUUCAAGUAUCGCCUUAUGCCUUGAAGCGAGUCGGUCAACUUUAUGUUAUCUCCACGCGGUCAUCGAUGAUCUAGCUGGUGAAAUGUUCUGGGUUACUGUCUUCUAUCCCACAGCGGCGGCGAUGAUGCUGUUCCUUCAUGUUUUAGCUGAGCCAUUGGCUCCACAAUCAAAGUCAGAUUUAGAACUGCUAAGCUUAGCAGCAGGCCUAAUUCGCAGUAUGCCAAUACUCAGACUGACAGCGCGUGAGGCUGGUCACGUGCAGUUAGUAACCGAUUUUAUAACAGAACUGGCCCGUCUUGGUAAUUGCGCUGUCAGCAAUGCGGAAAAGGAAGCGGAAUUGAUUACUUCUCAUAUUAUACGACAGCCGACAGACCUAAAGGGCGGAGCUGUUGAGUGACUUGGUCAAUUCCAGAGUGUCCAGAUCCUGUAUCUCGCUGGAGCUCACACCAUCUGCGGCACCAAGAGAUAGCAGUGUUCAUUGGGGAUGUCGUCAAUGAUGCCAUAUAGCCAAUUGAAGCUGAUGAAGUAAAUAAAAAAAAAUGAAG
Molecule: messenger RNA, 2274 nt
Organism: Fusarium oxysporum Fo47
Lineage: Eukaryota; Fungi; Ascomycota; Sordariomycetes; Hypocreales; Nectriaceae
Product: Zn(II)2Cys6 transcription factor
Exons: 5
Coding region: 195-2126 (643 amino acids)
Biological process (GO): DNA-templated transcription; regulation of DNA-templated transcription
Molecular function (GO): DNA-binding transcription factor activity, RNA polymerase II-specific; zinc ion binding; DNA binding
Source: RefSeq, a predicted model, not a curated record